Mangifera indica (mango) is the source of this 1936-nucleotide messenger RNA. RefSeq names its product protein indeterminate-domain 12-like. The transcript is spliced from 3 exons. Gene Ontology annotation, cellular component: nucleus. The record is from RefSeq and is a predicted model, not a curated record. Bases 328 to 1758 code for a protein of 476 amino acids. NCBI's taxonomy places the organism in Eukaryota, Viridiplantae, Streptophyta, Magnoliopsida, Sapindales, Anacardiaceae. Gene Ontology annotation, molecular function: DNA-binding transcription factor activity.
GUACUCUUCUUCUUUGGCUGCCUGCAAAACUCCCUUCUUUCUUCACCACAAAUGAAGAAGAAUUUUCCUGGCUUUUUAAAAUUUUUCGUAUUCCUCUUAUUAUAAGCAGAUAGAUAGUGCCAACAAAUCCCAAGUUCUCUUCUUGUUUUUGAAAAACAAAAACAAACACCUCUCUCUCUCUUGAUAUUUCACCAUCAUCAUCUUCUUCAAGAACAGGAAAAGGAAGAGAAAAGAGAAAGACAAAAAGGGUGUUUUUUACUGCAACAUCUAAUCCCUUUUCUCUUUUGAAUUUUUUUUGUUAUUAUUAUUGUCGUUGUUGUUUCUGCCAUGUCAAAUAUCUCAGGUGAUGGUGCAGUUCUCAGUUUCUCUUCAUCUCCAUCUGGUGGUACCGGUGGAGAUGAAGCUCACCAUGAACAUCAACAACAAGAGCUCCCCAUUCACUUCCAUGGAGGCUCCACCUCAACCAACACCACUACUCAGAAGCAAAAUCAACCUCCUCCUCCUCCUCUUCCUCCUCCAGCCAUUAAAAAGAGAAAGAGAAAUCUCCCAGGAACUCCAGAUCCGUCUGCUGAAGUGAUUGCUCUAUCGCCACGCUCUCUACUGGCGACGAACCGUUUCGUGUGUGAGAUUUGCCACAAGGGUUUUCAAAGAGACCAAAACUUGCAGCUGCACAGACGGGGCCAUAAUCUGCCAUGGAAGCUCAAGCAAAGAAGCAGCAAUGAGGUGAGAAAACGGGUGUAUGUUUGCCCCGUUCCGACGUGCGUUCAUCACAAACCGGAUCGUGCAUUGGGGGAUCUCACCGGAAUCAAGAAGCACUUCAGCCGGAAGCACGGUGAGAAGACAUGGAAAUGUGAGAAGUGCUCUAAAAAAUAUGCUGUUUAUUCCGACUGGAAAGCUCAUUCCAAGACUUGUGGUUCUAAGGAAUACAAUUGCGACUGUGGAACCGUCUUUUCCAGGAGAGACAGUUACCAUACUCACAGAGCCUUCUGUGAUGCCCUAGCUGAAGAGAACAACAAGGUCAACCAGGGGGCAAUGGCUCACACUGGUUCGAACCCACAAACCCAGAAGGCUCCUGAGCUCGUGCUGCCGAAACCUAGUCUGAACAUGGCGGCGCCAACGCGAGCCAUGUUCUCCAACAACUCUCUAGGAAGAGGCAGCUCGUUUUCUACAGCUUCUUUAUCGGCCACCGCACUGCUGCAGAAGGCGGCUCAAAUAGGCGCCACUGCCAGUAAAGAUACCGGAGGUAACAUGAACAUCCCAGUUCCUUCUUCUCUGCUCACAAACAUGGCGCCACCGUCAUUUGCCAACACAAUGCAGCCACACAUUCAUCAGAACGACCAGACUUUGAACCCGUUAUUCAACAAUGAAGUAGCGGUUGGUGAUCAGCGGGCAGCCAUGAACGACCCUGGAAUGUUUUACAGGUUCUCAGAUCAUCAAAAUAAUCCAUUAAUGAAACAUCUGAACCAGCAGGCGGGCAUUAAGAGCACUCAUAAUUAUAAUAAUAAUAAUCUGGAUUACAAUUUAGGUUUAAGUAGCAGUAAUAAUACAAGUACCGGAGCAAACUAUAAUAACUCAACCGGCUUCUCAUCAAGAUUUGGUGGUGGAGACAUGAUGACCGUUGAUUUCCUAGGAGUUGGGAGGCCAGCAGAUAUCAGGAACCUGCAUCAUGAUCAGCAUCAAGCAAGGCUUCAUCAAGUGCAAGCACUGAACAAUUUUCAGCAGCAUGCAGCAAUGGGGAAGCAGAUGUGGGGAGUCUAGCUUGCUAGAAAAAUAGAAAAGCCUUUUUAAUUUUAGUUAAUUUAAUAAUAAAUUCUAGUUAUUGAAACUUUUUCGGUGGAACUAAGAAGAAUCAUGCAUGCAUGUCUUACUAAGAGUAAGGCAUUGAGGAUUUUGGUUUAAGAUAUAUUAAUUUUAAUUGCAUUUUAAUUAGACUUAA